AUGAAACGAAUGAUUUUAUAUUUUUUAAUAAAUCCAACUCACAUACUUUCAAUAUUGACAGUUGCCGAUUCUCUAUUAUUUAUUAAAAUCUUCAUAGCACUUUAAGCCAGAUGUAUUUCUAAAUAUAUAGUUUAAUCUAGAAUUGAUUGCAGUUGAUUUGGAUGUAUCAGAUAAGGCACAGAUAUAAUUCUUUUGUGGGAAAUGUUUAGUUGAGUAAUUAAAUAAUAAUAAGGUGACUACUAUAGAGUAAUCCAAAGAGAGAAUCUAAUAAAUAAAGUCAUAUUAAAAAGAUAUCAAAAUUAAAGAGAAUUAGGCAAGACUCAAUUAUUAUAAAAAUAUUUUAGAUCAAAUUAUGGAUUUCAAAUAAUCAAUUGAUACUUCUUUAGAGAAGAUGUAUAAAUAAAUAUAAUAAUAUUUAUUUCCAAUUUAAAAAGAAAAAUAAGAAUUAUAAGAAUUUGAAUCAUAAUUAAAUUAUUUUGAAGAUCUAAAAUAGUUGUCUGAAUUAUAUUCUUAAGAAUAGCAGUAAUCACCUAAAUUAAUAGAGGAUAAUAAUUUUAUUAAUGAAAUAUAAAGAGAAUUUGAACUCUUAUUCAAUAGUUCUGAAUACUUUUAGACCAUAGACACAUUUAAGAAUACAAAAGAAACUAUUAAAAAUAUUUUGGAAAAUAAUGUAAUUGAAUUGGUUCAUUCAAAUAUAAAAAAAAAUAAUUUUGUAAAUUAUAUUUAUUAUAAAUAGAAAACUCCAAGUUUAAGUAGAAUUUGUAAUAAUCAUAGAAAGGAAAUAAUUAUGAUUAUAUGGAUUCAUAAAAAUAAAAAAUAGAAGAUAGAUUUGCAUGUGUGGAUUGUAUUUAUGAAAAUCCAUAAAUUAAAUAUCAAAAUAUUGAAAAUAUAGAUAAAUAAUGGAAGGAAUACAAUAUGGAAACUGAAAACAUAUUCAAAGUAUAUAAAAAGGAAAGCAAAGAGAAAAAAUGUGAACUAUUUAAUCAAUUAGGACAAAUGAGAAGGAAUAACAAUAAACAAUUGAAUGAAAUAAGUGAAAAAUUGAUUGCUGAAUAAUUCUUAAGCAUUGAUAAAACUAAACAAUCCAAUUAAAUAAAAAAUAUUUCAAUUAAAACAUUAGAUGAUGGAUAAUUGUUGAAGGAUUUAAGGUAAUUAAUUGAAAAAGAAAAAGCAUCAUAAAGUCAAACAAUUACAAACUUAAAAAAUAAAGAUUAGAUUUUCAAAAAAGACAUUUAAUAUCAUUUAGAAUGUUUACAAUAAUAUGAUUAAUAAGAUAUUUAACAAUCAUUGGAAAUAUUGAAAGAAGUUUCAAGUAUCAAAUUUAUUAUACUUUAUAGUUGAAAAAGAUUUAAUUAUUUAAUUAACUGAUAUGAUUUAAGAUAUUUCAAACUGGGCAUAAAAGGAUGAAAACUACAAAAACCAAAUUAAUUUAAUUAAAGAAAUUUAGGAAUUCAUUGAUUAAGCAAAAAAAUAUCAAUGUCAAUUAAAUAAAUUUGAUUAAACAAUUAUGGUUUAUUAACAUCAUGUUUAGAAGAUUGAAUCCAUUCGAUAACACUUAUCAAUAAAAUCAUAAAAUUAAGAUGUGAAAUCAGAAUAAUUAAGAUCUUAAUAUUCAAAAUUAUCAAAUAUAUUGAAUGAAUAUGUGAGUACCUUUCACAAUAAUAGUAUAUAAUUGAAAAAAUAUUGUACGAUUAGAUAAUUGGAGAAUGAUAUAGUAAAAUUAAAAGAAACUAAUACAAAUUUGGAAAUUGAAAGUAAUCAUAUUAAAUUAUAUUCAGAAGAUAAUUUAAUUAAUUCUAUGUAAAAGUCAUUUGAGUAGAAACUCAAUGAAACAAAUAAUUAGUUAGAACAAAAGGAAAUAGAAAAACAAAAGAUAAAAUAAUAAUAUGAAAAAGCUGUUGAAGAUAAUGUAAAUAUGAAAAUGUAAUAUGAAGAAAAUAAAAAGAAAUUUGAAGAUGAAUGUAAUACUUAUUUUGUUAUUUGAUAGAUAAUAAAGUAAAAUAAGAAUUUAAUCUAAAUUUAACUUAAAAAAAUUCAGAAUUACAACAAGCAUUAAUGAAACUUGAUUAAAUUAAUAAAGUCAAGAUAGAAUAGGAAAAUUAACUUAAAAUGGAAAUAUAAAAAGUAUAUUUAUUCUAUUAUUUUGAGAUUCAAUAAUAUAACAAAUCAUUAUCAUUUUCUAAUGCUUAUAAGCAUGUUAGCUGUUAAGUAACUGAAGGUGCUAAAGUAGUGGCAGAAGUAAGUAAUAGUGGUUGGUAUUAUUGUCUUUGUGAUUAAGCAAUUCCAAAGAAUGGUAAGAUAUAAUUUGCAUUCUAAAUCAUUAGUGGAUCAUGCUUUAUGGUUGGAAUUGGAUUUAGAGAGAUUAUGUAGAAAAAUAAUUAUCAGGAAUGAUAUUAAAUUGGGUAUGGGUAUAUAAUUAUAAUAAUAAUAGAACAUAUUUAAUCUCCUAUGCUGGUUAUACUUAUUCACAUCACAACAAGGAUUUAUAUUGUAAAUAAUUAUCAUUUGCAAUUACAACUAGUAAUCUAAUUAUGCAUUCAAAUUUUACUCCUCAACACAUUAUGUUCAGCUGUGGAAAUAAUCUUAUUAAUAGUAAUUCAUUUUUUUUUAAGAGAGAACCCAGUUUAUUAAGAUAUUAUUUUGAAAUUUAAUAAUUAAGAUACCUUCUUUGAGUAUUGGGAUCUAACUCAUAAAUAAUUUGUAGGGCAUAUGUGA
Messenger RNA from Paramecium octaurelia, 2715 nucleotides. NCBI's taxonomy places the organism in Eukaryota, Ciliophora, Oligohymenophorea, Peniculida, Parameciidae. The record is from the annotation of a GenBank genome assembly.